Messenger RNA from Cygnus atratus (black swan), 5832 nucleotides. RefSeq names its product multifunctional ROCO family signaling regulator 1 (gene MFHAS1). The record is from RefSeq and is a predicted model, not a curated record. The transcript is spliced from 4 exons. Gene Ontology annotation, molecular function: protein binding. Bases 1 to 3318 code for a protein of 1105 amino acids. Lineage: Eukaryota; Metazoa; Chordata; Aves; Anseriformes; Anatidae.
AUGGCGCAGACGGAGCCCCCGAAGGCGGCGCGGCUGUGGCGUGAGGCCGCCCUGCGCGCACGGAAGCUGCGGGACGAGCCCGAGCCCGAGCCCGAGCCCGAGCCGGACGCGGGGCCGCCGGGGGGGCCCCCGCAGCCCCCCGCCGCCGCCGCCGCCGCCGCCGCCGGGCCGCGCCGCCCGCCGCCGGCCUCCGCGCUGGGGGAGCUGGAGGCGCUGAACCUGAGCGGGCGGGGGCUGGAGGAGCUGCCCGAGGAGGUGGGCGCCGCCCUGAGCGGGCUGCGGGUGCUGAGCCUGCGGCGCAACCGGCUGUGCCGCCUGCCCGCCGCCGCCCUGCGCCACCUGGGCCGCCUGGCCGAGCUCGACCUCAGCCACAACCGCCUGCGGGGCCUGGGCGACGGCGGGGCGCUGGCGGGGCUGCGGGGCCUGCGCAAGCUCAGCCUCAGCCACAACGAGCUGGGAGCGGAGGGCACCGGGCUGCCCGCCCGCCUCGCCGAGCUGGGCCGCCUCGAGGAGCUCGACCUCAGCUUCAACCGCCUGCGGCGCCUGCCCGAGGGCCUGGGGCGCCUGCGGCACCUCCGCGCCCUCGACGUGGACCACAACCAGCUGCCCUCCUUCCCCGCGCCGCUCCUGGAGCUCGCCGCCCUGGAGGAGCUCGACUGCUCCGGCAACCGCCACCUCGGGGCCCUGCCCGAGGGCAUCGCUGCCCUGCGCCGCCUCAAGAUCCUCUGGCUGAGCGGCACCGGGCUGGCGGCCCUGCCCGAGGGCCUCUGCCAGCUGGGCGCCCUCGAGAGCCUCAUGCUGGACGGCAACCAGCUGCGGGCGCUGCCCACUGGCUUCGGCGGCCUGCAGCGGCUCAAGAUGCUGAACCUUUCCUCCAACCUGCUGGGGGAGUUCCCUGCUGCCAUCUUGGCGCUGCCGGGGCUGGAGGAGCUCUACCUGAGCCGCAACCAGCUCACUGUACUGCCUUCUCACCUCUGCCAGCUCCGCCAGCUGCGCACCCUCUGGCUGGACAACAACCGCAUCCGCUACCUGCCUGACUCCAUCGUGCUCCUCCACAGCCUGGAGGAGCUGGUCCUGCAAGGCAACCAGAUUGCCAUCCUGCCCGAGGGCUUUGGGCAGCUCUCCCGUGUCACCCUGUGGAAAAUCAAAGACAAUCCCCUCAUCCAGCCUCCCUACGAGGUCUGUAUGAAAGGCAUCCCCUACAUUGCAGCCUACCAGCAGGAGCUGGCCCACUCCCAGCCCGCCCUCAAGCCCCGCCUCAAGCUGGUCCUCAUGGGCCCAAAGGAUGCGGGCAAGACCCUGCUGAGGCGAUGCCUCAUGGAGGAGGAUGGGCAGAAGGAGGACUUGGGGAGCCUGGAUGCAAGCAACACGCAGCCCAGAGGUUGCCCCGGGCAGCAGCAGGACGUUGGGAGAGUGCCAGUUGUGUGCUGCCCCUUCCUGGAGGACUCUUCCUCAGUGCGAGUGCCUGCUGUGCAACAGCCAGAGCACUUCCCCGUUGAGCAGCAGGACGUUCCUUCUCAUGUUCCCUCCCACCGAGGGAAAGGAGAAACACCGUGCCCUGCACCGUCGCUGGAUGCCUCCCAAGUAGCAUCAGGACUGGGACUGUCAGGCAGCAAGGGCAUCGAGGUGAUGGACUGGACAGCGGAUGCGGAGAGGGGCCUGACGUUCAUUGUGUAUGAGCUGGCGGGAGACCCGAGCUAUGACGUGAUCCAGUCUUUCUUCCUGUCUCCUGGAGCCUUGUAUGUGCUGGUGGUGAAUCUGAGUGCCUAUGUCCCUCAGCGCUUCUACCCCUCUGUGGGCUAUUUCUUGCACUGGCUCGGUUCCAAGGUGCCCCAUGCUGUGGUGUGUAUGGUGGGAACCCACGCUGACCUCUGUGCGGAGCGGGAGCUGGAGGAGAAGUGCCUGGACAUCCAUCACCAGAUCGCUCAGCAGGAGAAGAGGGAUGCUGAGGGCCUCCAGAGCUUGGUCCAGCAGGUGGAUGAGGCUCUGGGACAGGACUUUGACCUGCGCUGCUCCAGUCCUCACACUGCCUUUUAUGGGGUCUCGGACAAGAACUUGAGGCGAAAAAAAGCUCAGUUCCAGUACCUUCUCAACCACCGCCCGCAGAUCCUCUCCCCAGUGCUGCCUUUCAGCUGCCGGGACCGCUGCCAGGUGCGUCGCCUGCGGGACAAGCUCCUCUCGGUGGCCGAGCACCGCGAUAUCUUCCCAAACCUGCACCGGGUCUUGCCCAAAUCCUGGCAAGUGCUGGAGGAGCUGCACUUCCAGCCGCAAGCUCAGCAGCUGUGGCUUAGCUGGUGGGACUCUGCCCGGUUGGGCUUGCAGGCGGGCCUGACAGAGGAUCGGCUCCAGAGUGCCCUGUCCUACCUGCACGAGAGCGGGAAGCUGCUCUACUUUGAGGAGCACCUCACGUUGCGGGAGUACGUGUUCCACAACCUGCCGCGGCUUAUUGACAUCCUCAAUGUUUUCUGCCAGCAGGAUGCCACCGUGCUGCUCCAGAAACUGCUCAGUGACACCCACAUCGAUGAGCUGAGGGCCACUCAGCUCCAUCACUACGUGGAGGGCUUCUUGCUGCAUGGCCUCCUCCCCGCCCACGUUAUCCGCCUCCUCCUUAAGCCCCACAUCCAGAGCCGGGAGGAUCUGCAGCUCAUCCUGGAGCUGCUGGAGAAGAUGGGGCUCUGUUACUGUGUCAACAAACCCAAAUGCAAGCCCCUAAACGGUGCUGCCGCUUGGUACAAGUUCCCCUGCUACGUGAAGAACGAGGUGCCCCACGCAGAGGCGUGGAUCAACGGUGCCAACCUGAGCGGGCAGUCGUUUGUGGUCGAGCAGCUGCAGAUCGAGUACAGCUUUCCGUUCAUUUUCCCACCCGGCUUGUUCGCACGCUACAGCGUUCAGAUCAACAGCCACGUGGUUCAGCGGUCGGAUGGCAAGUACCAGAUCUAUGCCUACCGGGGAAAGGUGCCUGUGGUGGUGAGCUACCGGCCUGCCAGGGGGGCUCUACAGCCAGAUACUCUGUCUAUUGCUAGCCACGCGUCCCUACCAAAUAUCUGGACGGCCUGGCAAGCUAUUACCCCGUUAGUGGAAGAACUGAAUGUCCUGCUCCAAGAGUGGCCGGGCCUGUACUACACUGUGCACGUCCUCUGUUCAAAGUGCCUUAAAAGAGGGUCACCAAACCCACACACUUUUCCAGGAGAACUGCUGAGUCAGCCAAGACCAGAGGGAUUGACGGAGAUCAUCUGUCCCAAGAACGGCAGCGAGCGAGUUAAUGUUGCCUUGGUUUACCCCCCCACUCCUACUGUGAUCAGCCCUUGUUCCAAAUAAAUCAUCAGUACUGGUGCCAAAGGUUUUCCACUGGGAAGAACGUGGCUGAUGCUCUACAGUGUUCCCAUCUUUCCGGUUGUGGAGUUGCAUGCCGAUGGGGAACAAUGGGACUUUGGACUCCGAGAUGCUGCGGGGCUGGGGCAGCUCCCUGCUGGGGACCUCGUGGCUGGAGCGGACACAAUCACCUGGAAGUUGGGGACGGCAAUGAGACAUGAAGCAAAAGGAUUGCUGCAGAUGGCAGGGCCACCGGCCCAAGGGAAAGCACUGGGGAUAGGAUUCUGUGGACCCACUGAUUGUGUGUUGAAAACCCAUUUGGAUCUCAUGAUGAAUGUAAAAAAUGUUCUUGAUACCAUUUAAUUCAGACCUGCUUGGAGGAAAGGCUCUUGAAAUGAGCUGUAGCAGGAUUCCCUGGAUUUGUUCCUGGACAAGAAGAAAAUAGUAAUUUGUUGCUGUGCUGUUGCAUGGAAUCCACGUUGCAAAGAAAUCACCACCUGGAAUCCUUUUCCAGCCGGAGGCCCGUUUCCCAGUGCACCCAUCUGGUGCGGGGUGCACGAGUGUCGAAGGAGCAAGAGGACAGAGCAGAUGUCGUAGCGCCUACUCCUUGGGACUGCGGCCCUCCUGCUGGGGCAGUGCCACCUCAGCAGGAGCACAGCACUACCUGGCCUUUGCAGGCACUCGGUCUGCUGUGCGCUGAAGCCAUGACGCCGGGAGUACGGCAGUAUGGAGAUCAGUCUAGUAGGGUCUAUUUAAUGUGAAAUCGUGAUCGCUCAUCCGCCCACUGUUCAGUAACUGGUGUGACCGUGUUUUCGUUUGUAUUUUUUUAAAUAUGCAAAAGCCAUUUAAUUUUCUAUGCAGCUCAAAAAUGUCUCCCAUUUGCAACUGUCAGGUAAGAGAUCUGUGCAGGAGAACCGUGCCAAGUGGCUGCUAGCCCUUUGGGUUUUGCUGUUUGCUCUCUUUUAAGGAUGCGUCCUGGGAUCCUUUGCACACAGUGUCCCUUUGCUGAGCUCCUCUCUCCUAGACCCCACGUAACAUCCCUGAGCCCCAGGGAUGAGUGCCCUGUAUGUUUGAAGGAUCUGUCAUUUUUCAUUAGUCAAACCACAAGGAAAGAGGGCUUAAAGGUGCUGCCCUAAGAGCAGAGACACGCAGUUCAGAGCACCUAUUCCUACUCUGUUCUUGUCCCUGCUCGGAGAGAUACUGAACUGUUAGAAAUGGCUAAGGCCGUUGUGGAGCACCCUGCAGCCUUUACUGAAAGUUUAUUAUGAAGAGGGUAGGAAGGACUUGGGGUAUCAGUUGUCUCUCUGUGGAGCUGACAGUGACUUUUGACCCCUUUGGAAUAGGAGGGGAAUCUCCUGGUACUAGAUGCUCACUUGACUUGAGAGGACUGCUUGCUGGUUUUGCUCAUUGGUUUGCAGAUCUCUUGCUUGCCGACCAGUUGAUUUCCUACUGAAACUGGUACAUACAGGUUUGGAAGCAGAGCUGUACGACUUUCAGCAGCUGGAGCGUGUCCCGGAGUGCCUCGUGUUACACUUUUGAAGCAAGAUGUGGGAUUCAAACCUGCAUCCGUCCAAGUGAAACUCCCACAACAGCAGCUUUGCCUUCUGCUGGGUCUGUGUAACACAGGAGAAAUUGCAUGUCCCUAAGCAGCACACAUACGUUGAGGUAGAGCCCAAAGGGUGAUGCUGCAUAUCUAGCUCUUCUUAGGGCUUGCAGGAGUACUUGGAGGCCUCUUACGACAGCAGAAGAUCCUGGAUGGUGGCUUACCUCUGCUUUAACUGUGCUAAAGGCAAAAAGGUUGUAGACAUAAGAUUGGUUCCAACCUGCCAGAAGGCUAGGACGGGUUUGACUAAUUUCCUUUCUGCAUUCUGUCUCUGCUCUGACUUUGGGGGAUUCAGCUUUAAAGCAAAACAGAAAUAGAGACCAAAUCAGGAUUUAACCUACCUUGCAGUCUCUAAAAUCAAACUGAAGAGACCGGGGGCUAUGGAAACACGCCAUCUCCCUUGCAGCAUCCUGAGAAGCAUUUAGCUGUGCUGUAGCACUGGACACUACACGGGGUCCCUGUCCUGUUCCCGUCCCUUUGUUCCUCUGACCUGGUUAAAGUUUGUCAGAGUAGUAGGGGUCCCUCGCCGCAAAGGGACAGAAUUGGCUUUGUUAAAGGGAACUGAUGAUGUUCUGGACACACUAAGUGAGGUGAGGGAAUCCUGGAGCUCAGCUCGCCUCCCCCAGCAGCCUUUGGUUGGGAUCUUGGGCUGCCAUCCUUGGAAGGGCAAUGGGGGGGAGAUGGAGAUGCUGCACUGCAAUAAGCACAAGAAGAGGCGAGCGAACAGGCCUCAGUGUAGCACUCAUCACAUGCUUCAUGGCUCAGUUCAUGAACUAUAAUUGCAGGUAUUCAUAUGAUUUAUAUAACUGGGCAGGACUCUGCACACAGACACAUGCAUGCCCAGACGUACAUGCACCACACCCACAUGCCCACACAUCCUCACCAAAAUGACUGAAAAUAAAAGUGAUCUAAAUCGC